Molecule: messenger RNA, 7359 nt
Organism: Limulus polyphemus (Atlantic horseshoe crab)
Lineage: Eukaryota; Metazoa; Arthropoda; Merostomata; Xiphosura; Limulidae
Exons: 10
Coding region: 154-4608 (1484 amino acids)
Biological process (GO): signal transduction; peptidyl-serine phosphorylation
Cellular component (GO): nucleus; cytoplasm
Molecular function (GO): ATP binding; protein serine/threonine kinase activity
Source: RefSeq, a predicted model, not a curated record
UGUUUUAUGAGGUUAAGGGAUGUGACAACACCUAGAAAACUGUUUUAUGAGGUUAAGGGAUGUGAGAUCAUCUACUAAGCUAGCUACAUCUGCUCUGGGGAUGGCUCCACAUACGACGACGAGGAUAAACAUUGCUCAAGCAGCCCCAUCACUAUGACUAGUGAAGACUUAUUACAGCCUGGCCACGUUGUAAAAGAAAGAUGGAAAGUGGUGAAGAAAAUUGGAGGGGGAGGAUUUGGAGAGAUAUACGAGGGUCUCGACCUAGUCAGCAAAGAAUUAGUUGCUCUGAAACUGGAGUCAGCAAAGCAAGCCAAGCAAGUGUUAAAGAUGGAGGUGGCUGUGUUGAAAAAACUACAAGGCAAAGAUCACGUUUGCAGAUUCAUUGGCUGUGGCCGUAAUGAUCGUUUCAACUAUGUGGUGAUGCAACUUCAGGGUAAAAACCUUGCAGAACUUCGACGGAGCCAACCCCGUGGAGCUUUCAGCCUAAGUACUACACUUCGCUUGGGGCUGCAAAUUUUGAGGGCCAUAGAAAGUAUUCAUGAAGUGGGGUUCCUUCACAGAGAUGUUAAACCAUCCAACUUUUCCAUGGGACGCCAAUCUCAGAGCUGUCGAAAAGUUUACAUGUUAGAUUUUGGACUGGCACGACAAUAUGUAACAGCAUCAGGAGAGGUACGUCCUCCUCGAGCAGCAGCAGGAUUUAGAGGAACUGUGAGAUAUGCUUCCAUUAAUGCACACAAAAAUAAAGAGAUGGGUCGCCAUGACGACUUGUGGUCUUUGUUUUAUAUGUUAGUUGAAUUUGUGAAUGGCCAGUUGCCAUGGAGAAAGAUUAAAGAUAAAGAACAGGUUGGUGUGAUGAAAGAAAAAUAUGAUCAUCGUCUUCUUCUGAAACACUUGCCAUCAGAUUUUCGGCAAUUCUUGGAUCACGUUGGAAAUCUAGACUAUUAUCAACGUCCAGAUUACAAUAUGCUUGCAGGGCUCUUUGAAAGAUGCAUGAAACGACGAGGUGUGAGAAGCAGUGAUCCAUUUGAUUGGGAGAAAAACUACACAGACAAUUCUACCACCACUACUACCACAACCCCACCACCUGCUAUCAUCUCCAAACCUGUUCUCCCAGAAAAUGCUUUACCUGGAACUCAUGGUACAGAAAACAUGCUAGAAGACAAUAUAAUGGUCAGUUACGAAGAUCAAGAUGGUUACCAUGGUACCAGCAAAGUAAGGGAUGAGCAGAUGUUACAAAAUCGAAAGGUUCAAGUUUUUGUUUCUCCUUCUCUUAACAAAAGUGUUGUUCCUGACAACCUUUGUCAUGUGGCAAUAGUUCAACCCACUGCUUCAACUGAGAAUAACAACAACAUAGUUGAUAAGGAAGAAGAAGCUGAUGUUGAGAUGGAGGAACCAGUAGUUGAAAAAAUGGACAUUGAAAAGGAAGAUGUACAAAAUGUUAAAGUACGAGAUGAGAGAGAUUCUUCAUGUCAUCAUCGUGAUAUUAGAAUGGUUUCUGCAGAUGUUCAUACUGUCAGUGAGGAGCAAACAGAGGAGAGGCCUAGUUCUAGAAGAUUAUCCAGAUCACGAAGAGAUCCACCAAAGCUUCCAAUUGGUCCAAUUCAAGAACAUGAAUAUAUUAGUGAGCGACCAGAAAUAAACAUGGAAAGUGUCCAAAUAUGUGAUAGUGAAGUUAAUCAACAAGAACAAGGUAAUCGAGUAGUGGCCACAACACAGAAUGAAAUGAGUAAGCAUGCUCCACAAGUUAACACCCCAGUAACAGAGUUGAAUUUAGCACGAGAGACAAGAGAACAGGGUCAGCGCGAACCAAGACAUCGGCGGUACCAUUCAGGUAGCAGAUCUCGAUGCAGAGAUUACUCCUUCACUCAGUUUGCUGUAGCUGAAGAUGAUAACAUAUCAGCUCUGCAGCAAGUCACAAAGGGUGCUGCUGCUGCCAUGACUUUGGUUUCAAAGUGGCAGAUGUCUUUUGAUGACAGUGAAGAAACAGAUAAUGAGAUGGAAGAUAAUGUUCAAGUGACUUCACCUGAACAUAGGUCUAUCAAAAGAGAUCCUUCAGGUACCUCACUUCACAAGAACCUAUCCUCAGUCUGUGUUGAAAAUGGAAGAGCACAUAAUAAAAGAUCUUCUAAUGAGGAAAAAAGAAUAGGAAAUCAGUUACCAUCUUGUAAAGUGAAAGCAAAAGAAGCAGAGGAAAUGAAAGUUCAAGAAAACAAACUUUUAUCUCCACAAAUGGACCAGCCAAAACAGGAAUUAGAGGUUUGUAAACCAAAAGAAAGAAGAAGGCCAGUAAGCAGACAGUUAUCUCAACAACCAGCAGACCAAUCAAAACAGGAAUCUAAUAUUUGUGAACUACAAAGAGGAAGGAGACCAGUACAACGUUCUCUCUCUCAUCCUAGUAAACUUCCUCCAGAUAUUCCUCUUGAUGGAAUAAACUUUGAAAAUGAUAACAUUACAAAUAAUCGGUAUGUUAGUUUAGGAGGUCUUCCUAUUCCUGGAUCUGUACCUCUGGGUCUGCCACGAGUAUGGAGUUGCCCUUCAUUUUGCUUCCACAUUCGCUCUAACCUACAGCCGCCCUUAAAGCAACAAGCCUCAUUUGAUGAGAAUGUCUAUGAAGUUGAUGUUAUGAGGAAUGUAGCUGCAAAACAGUCACCUGAACAAAGUGAUCAUGAAAACAAUGGGGAAAGAAGGGCUUCACUUCCAUUUAUCUGUUUUAAUUCUCAUGAAAAAGAAAACAGAUUUGAUGUAGUUGAAUCAGAACCUGUGAGUAAAGAGAAGAAAAUUGAAAGUAUGGGAGCAAAAGGAAAAUAUAAGACUCCAAACUGCAAUGAAAAAAAGGAAUUCGUACAAGAUAUAAAAAGAGAAGGCAAGAGUUUAAAACAUAUUGAUGGAUCCAACAAAGAAAAUUCUAAAUUUGUUCAGAAAUCAAACAUUCCUCCUUCCAAGGGAAUUCUUAAGAAACCAAAUGUAGAAUGUUUUUCUUCCCGAGAUAACUGUAAAGAAGAAAAUUUAUCAACAAAAAAGACAUUCCGAGUACCAGUAGAAGAACCAGCUGAAAAUUUCAAGAAAAUGCAAAUGGAAUCACAAAAUAAACUUGAACUAGAGACAUUAGAUAAUGAUCAAGGACGAGUGCAAGUGGAGGAGCCAUCUGUUUACUUUGAUGCCCCUUUACCAAAAGAAGAUGACUAUUUUCAUAACUUGCAGGUUACUGAAAACAAAACUUUAACCAAAGAAAAAUCAAGUAAGAUCUCAAGGGGAAAGAUUGCUCAAGCUCCAUCAAGGGAAGAGACUGAAGAAGAAAUUUCUAGAGAAGAAUUUGGUACUCCACCAAAAGAAGAUCAAAUCCAGCUCUUUGCAGUACCACGGAAAAAGAUUUCGGUGAUUAGUUUGAAUGAACUGCCAGAGGCUUUCCGCUUGCUGGGAAUCAAAAGUUCUGAUGCCAGUACUUCUAAUAAUAUGAGCAGAGGUACCUCUCCUCCUCCAAAUGUUAGUAAUGAGUUGGAAAAUAUUCCUAGUUCUCAUGGAGGAAGAAAUAAACAUUUACCUGCAUCAAGACAGAGUUGUGAAGCUUUCCAUGAGGUUUUAAAAACAGAGCAUUCUGGGAAAGAACUACAAAAAGAAAUAGAAAUUUUACAAAAACAUUGCACAAAUCAAUUAGCAUUGGUGGACAGUAAGAAGAUUGGUCAAAGCCAUUACUGUAGUCAAAUGUCUUCUAGCAGAGAAAGCAUGAGUGGGUUAAGUAACCAGGAAAAGCUUGCUUAUGUGGGUGGUUCACAAGAAAACCAACCUUCUCGUAUUCCUGUUCGCCUGCUUGAGUCACAGAAGGAAAGCAUGGAAUCAGAAGGUCCUCAAGCUUCAUUCCAGGCUCAUCAGAGGUUUCUAGAUGUUAGUAGAGAACAAAGACGACCUAGGUCAAUGAUUGAAGGUGGUGUUAGGUGUGUGGCCAAUGAUGGAGUCAAGAGCUAUCAUUCCUCAAAACAUGCAGCAGUAAGUCCAGAAGAUUUAACUAAUACUAGUCUAAUGUCUGAUAGAAUCUCAAAAAGUGCACAAAAAGACAGAAGAUCUCAGUCUUACAAACAAGGACUCGCCAGUGAAGAUAUAAGACAUGAGCAGAUUACUGAAUAUAAUAAGGCAACUCAGCUUAAGAGUUCUGAUCACCAGUAUACAGAUGAAGAAGGCCCUACAUUUAGAAGACACAGACAAAUCUUGUCUGAUAAAGAUGAAACUGAACUGAAUUCAAAGUUCCAACGAAGACGACAACGUCCGGCCACAAUUUGUGAAGAAUCUCGCAUUCCAGUACCAAAAGGUCGACAAACAUUUUUAGACCCUAACACCCACAUUUAUGAAAACUGCAUUUCUUCUGAAAAGACAGCAUCAGAUAGUCACCAAAGCUCAACCAAGCUUAUGCAUAUCCAUACAGACAGAUUACUACAGCAGUCAUCUCAAAAACCAGUUGUCCUGGGUGCUAUUAGUCGUAGUCCUAGACCUCCACCAGGAGAUCCUCCCCCAAACAGCUGCGUACCAGCAAGACGACGUAGGUAUCGACCGCUUUCACCUAGUGACCUUGUAAUGACUGGAAGUAAUUCUUCUUGUGGAAACUCCCCUGACUGAGAUGAGUGACAUCAAUUUUGGAAUUAAAAAAAAUAGCCAGCCAGCCUGGCAUCAAUAGAUUUCAUUAUGGUGGCUGAAACAUUAUAAUUACUACUGCUAUUUUUUGUGGAAAAACAUUAAGAAGAAUGUGGAAAAUCUUCUAUAUAUAUAUAAAGAAACAAUUUCUCUACUUAUUUAUUUUUAACUUGGACAUAUCUAGUCAUGAAGGUGUUUAGGAAGGCUUGUUAUUUUCUUGAAAAAAAGUUUCUCUAAAUCAUUCUAGUCUUUUCAUAUAUUUGGGUCAUUUAAAUUUGGAUAUUGUUUUGACAAAAACUUUACUCACCGUGAUUUGUGUAAAUUAGCUUUCAAAUAUACAUUGCAUGUUUUUUUUCUGUACAUUUUUUGUUACCAAGAGAAUUGGUUUAGAUCAUUGUAGUGUAAGCUUUAAAAAAGUGGUACUUUUCUUAGUCCUUUAUAACUACCAGCUGUUUGACAACAUUAGUAAUUGCUUGAAUGAAAAAUCUGUUAGGCAUCUUGUAUGUAAUUUAAGUAUCUAUGUCACAUGGUGUACAUAUUUGUAUAGCUAGUAAUGUCUUGCUCUGAGCUCCACAAGUAUGGCAGCUACUUCAAUUUCAAAAUUGUGUUUUGUUAUAAACUGCAUUGUGUUGUAAGUGAUUAUUUAUUUAUCUAAGAGUGGCAUUUGAAGAAUAAUAAUACAGGAGUGGCUGCAUAAUUUAACGUAACAGGCCACCCUUAAUAUCAACUGUUGACAGCUUUUUUUUUAAUGAUAACUUUGGUAGAGUUUGGAUGUGUUUAGCAAAUUUGUUGCACCCAAACUAUGCUUGUUUACAGAAAAUGUUUGUUAUUCAGAAAAAAACAUUAAAAUAUAAGCAAUAAAGAUUCAUUAUCUGUCAGCAGACUGAAUUUUCAGUCUUUCUUUGAAAUAUUGGAAUUCUUAUAGUGGUCAGUGAAUAGCUCUAGUCAUAAUGGCUACCCACUUUUCAAAGCUACGUAAUAACAUUUAUCAGUUCUCUCACCAUAUUCUUCGCUAAAUAAAGGGGAACCUAGUCAAAAAUAAAGGAUAAUUGUCUAGAAAUUAAGGCAAACAUAAAGCAUAUUAUUUAGAAAAGACAACAAAAAGAACAAAAACUUACACCUGGUAAAGCCAAAUAAGUAAAUACUCAGUGUUGUACAUAAAAUGGUGCUUUGUGUAGUAAAAUUUAUUAAUUUGUAUAUUUAGUAAUAGGAGUUUUCUUAUUUAAGAGAUUAGCUUAUGAGUAUUAAAGAUCAGCAUGUGUCAUUUUUGUGAUAUAUUUCAAUGCAUUGGUAAAAAUAAGGUUAACCAUAUAAGUUUCCCAGAUAGUUUCUAGUUUAAGAAGAAAUAUAUGAACCCUAUUGUGUUUCAGGUGAAAUAUGAAUAAGCAUUUAAGGUUUUAUAUGUUUGUUUACGUAUGGAGUGGCAAACUGUGAAGUGUGGCAGAAAAAUUCAAAAACACUGAUUAAGUUAACAUACAGUAAAAGCUUUUAAAAACUUAAAGUAGGAUAUUUUCUCACAGAUAAUUCUUUUUUUUUCUCAUAAAACACUGCUGCUUACAUACUUGUCCCAAUGAUACUUAAAUAAAUGCUACUGGACAAGGUACAUUCAUUGAAGCUAUGUGAGUGUAAUUAGAGAUGGCUGUUUGGAGAGAACAGUUUUUACAGGAUUUUGAUUUGUUUCAUAAAAUUACUGUAAGAAGCAGACUUUUAAAACUAAGUGUAAAUAGAUGCUGUUGUGCAUAUUUCUCCUUAUUCAGUAUUAUAAAGAACUUUACCAGCAAAGACAUUUUUCAAAAUAUGAAUAUCUACAUGGCUACUUCUUGUUAGCUAAUAGACGAUGAUACACUGAUACAAUAAAACUAAUCUUUCUCAAAAGAUGUGUAGACAUACACAUGUUGCAAGUAUUGUGUAUAUAGUAAUAAUACUAAGAGGUUGGUGAGCUAUUGAUCGGUUUUUUUUUGCUAAACUUGCUCAUCAAAAAACAGGGGUUUAAUAACUUAGCACUAAAACAAAGUAAAAGAUGCUGUCAUGGUCAUAUACUCAAUAUUUUGACUUAUUAAAAUCUUGCAACAAUUAGAUAGUUUAACAGAAAGUUAAAGCACCAUUUUUCCUCCACAUUUUACUGAGCUUUUUGGUUAAAGAAAAUGCUAUAGUAAAAAAAGAAGUGAUUACUUUCUAGAGAUGAUCUUUUUUAAAAGUAUGUUUUCACAUAAGAUUUUCUGAAGAAAAUCCCAAUGCAGAUUUCACAUGUUAGCUAGGGAUGUUUAUCAGACAACUACUAAUGACUACAUAAUAAAACAGGGCACAUCCCUUCUUACGCUAAAAUGUUCAUUUUCAUGAAUCACAAAUUUUGCAAAUGCUCAAAUAUCAUUACCCUAAGGAAGAUAUAUGAGAGAGCAUUUCUUUGUAAGUGAUGAGAGAUCAGGAUUUUGGUGUAGGAUUUAAACCUGUUAAUAUUUCAGGAUUGUGUUUUAAAUGUGACAGAAUUGGAAGGUUACUUAACUUUUUUCAGCUUUUGUCAAUAAAAUUUGCUCCAUUUUGAAAACUUCUAUGUCCAAAUAUUUGUUGUUGUUUUUUUUUUGUUUUUUAAUUUGUAUAUAGUUUAAGAGCUAGGAAUUGGACUUGUCCUUCCUGUAACAAAGUCUUAAGAAUACUUAGAUUAAGUCUAGAUUUAUGAAAAAUGAGUUUUUGUUGUAAAUGCUGAUCAUUAAAUAAAACAUUUUAUGUGCCAGGAAA